This is a messenger RNA of Electrophorus electricus (electric eel), 5936 nucleotides long. It is a transcript of the gene ctc1, whose product is annotated as CTS telomere maintenance complex component 1. Lineage: Eukaryota; Metazoa; Chordata; Actinopteri; Gymnotiformes; Gymnotidae. Gene Ontology annotation, cellular component: CST complex. The record is from RefSeq and is a predicted model, not a curated record. Gene Ontology annotation, molecular function: telomeric repeat DNA binding; single-stranded DNA binding. Gene Ontology annotation, biological process: telomere maintenance via telomere lengthening; positive regulation of DNA replication.
CACCAUAUGGGAGCAUUACACAUAAGAACAUUACACAUCAGUGGUACUCAUUUCACUCUGGCAUGUAACAAUAUGACAAUAUCUGAAUACUAAUAAAUAUAUUCAACCCAAUCAAACACACACAGCCUCUGACCUUUACCCAUUAAUUUCUUUAGGUUUAGUCUUGCUGAACACUGUCCACAAAAAACAGAUGCCUUAACUCUGAGUAAGUGUUAGUCUAAUCAAGCCUGUGUCAGAGGUGGUGUUUGUGUCUUCCAGGGUGGAGAAAGGGACCCUUUUCGCAUCAGUUCUGCGGGCUGCUCUUGUACAGUAGUCGGGAUUAUGACCUAAACAGUUUAUCCAGAGCCAGUGCAUACGCUUGACAGAGGCAAGCUCGCGGAAGCGGUGCAUGAAGAAUGAACAGAACCGUUGGCUUGAGCUCAGUCUCUGCCAGUCACUGACAGGGGGUUAACUUGCGUAUUAUAGAAUUAUGUAGCAAUUUAAAGAUUUUAUGUAAACAAAGCACACAAUUGUGAUGGAAUGCAUUGAUUUUCCCACAUCACACCACAAAAUGGUGGACUUAUAUCUUAUCCCAGCUUUUGAAAAGAACAUAACAGUGUCCUUGAAUCUGAACCAGUAAGAGUCUCCUGGACUGUAAUCAGGAGCAGUACAUUUCUGCUGGAGGAUCAGGAUAACAGUGGAUCCAUAUGAAGGUAUUACAGUAUACCCCAGUAUUUCAAAUGACGAUGGUACAUAAAGUAGUGGUGUGUCAAAAUGGUGACAUGUAAUCUGACCUGGAAACAGUGGAGCCAACACUGCUCACUGUAGCCACGAGUCUUUCUGCAAUUCCAUCGCAGGCCGUGUGGCGGCAGUGGGGAGUCUCGUGACCCCAUAACGGGGCGACGAAGAAACGCUGUUUGGCGCGUGUCGAUAAAAAAUGUUUGUUUUACUCGCGAUGAGAUGAAAAUAAGUUUCAGCGUUUAGUCGCGCGGGAGCGGCAGGAGCUUCGCUUCACACUAACGCUUCGUGUCUGACGAAGACGAAGACGUGACGAAUGGAGGCGUUUUUGGAUCAUUUUGCGGAACGCAGUCGCGCGGAGCAGGCCUGGCUGCGCGAGGUGCACGCGGCAGUGCGCGACAGGCUGCACGCGCUCGCUGGCGCCUCUCUCGACCUGUCGGUGGAGCAGCUCGCGGAAGCGGUGGUGUGGCGCGUGGAGAGAACCGUCGGCUCGAGCGCGCGGGCGCUGCCGGUCAGCCACAGGUGUGUGUCGGUGUCAGAACUGCUCUCCAGACAGCGCACUCCCUGCUUCAGCAGUCUGACCUGGAGCACCAAUCAGUACAGAGAAUGGGCCAGGGAGGCAGAGCAAGCGCUGCCCAAUCACAGAGCACUUGCUCGCACCAGCCUCCUCCUGAUUGGUUUUCUGUGUGACGGACGUUCCUCUGGCCAGUGCGAUGGCUUCUGGAGAGUGAGAGAUGCAAGUGGGAGUGUAUACUGUGAGACUUUAAAAUCUUCUCCACACUGGCUGGGGAAGCUGAUGCUCUUUCCCACAUGGAGCUACAUCCCCCAGGAUGCACCUGAACCAGGAAAGAAAGCUGAGGGAUACUUAGAGCUGAUUGGCUCUCCCGUCUGUGUGACUCCUGAACCUACAGCAUUUGACCCUGGAUGGACACCGAGUGAGGUCAUCGGGGUCAAGAAGGCAGCCAGACUGCUAAGGCAAAGGGGUAGUGGAGGAAUGUGUGUAUGUGUGGGUGGGGAGGUGAGUGUUGUCUGCCCCCUGCUGGUCAUCGGUGGGAAACGUUUCUUCUGCUUCAUCCUUGUGGAAGAGGACCGCGCUGUACCCGUACUGGUCACUGACCCAGAGCGUGUGUACUGGAGGCAGUGUGUGGAUGUUGCUCAGUGUGUGUGUGUGUCUGCACUGCGUGUGUGCUCUCUGCGUGGGCGGGCAGGACAUAGGGUUCUGUCUGUUACAUCACAGUCCCACCUCCGAUCUUACCCACGAGCCAGGGAACCUGAUGACACACUCUCAGACACACGCACUCAAUCACAGAGUGACACACACUCAGAAACGCACACCUCCUGCACAAACAAGCAGACACAAUCAGUAAGUGACUCUCAUUCACAGUCAAUUGUGGGAAGUCAUACCCUAGAGACACACGAGGAGCAGGACACACACCAGGAGCAGGAGUCUGAAGGAGAGGUGGUCCAGGCGGGUGCUGGAGCUUCGCAUUCUGUUCACCCAGUGCGGACAAAACUCUCUAAAAUCAUUAACUACAGGGGCAGGAUCACCAGUGUCCUGAAUGAAGAGGCGGGACUGUAUGAGAUUGAUGGGAAGGUAGGACUGUGUCUAGCCUAUCAGCCACAGAGGAAAUGGGGAGGCGGUGCUUUAAGACCAGGGGCGGAGAUCGAGCUCCACAAUGUUCACUUCCUGUUCCGCCCCUCUCUGGUCUGUCCUGAUGUCGUGCUGUGUGCCUGUUUACGCUCCAGCAUCUCUGUCAUGAACUUCAGCCCGCUAACUUCAAAGGUCAUGACCCUGAGGUCAGACAACCCGCUGCUGUGUUACCUGCUGGAGAGGAAUCUGAGCGUGUCGGAGUAUCUGUGGCUUAGUUACUGUUACACAGCAGUAAUGGAGAGACUCUCUCCACGGUGGGUGUGUGCUGCACGCGUGUGUGUGGUGGCUGGGCGGGUGCUGCAGUGUGUUUUACAACAUGAUGAGAAGAGGCAGGAGAAGAGAGACAUUUACCGAGAGAUGCUUCAGGACCCACACACCUGCCCCCUGACUCAGUACCGUGUGAACAGUCCCAGUGUAGCGCUGUGCUCUGUGAGGGAACUCUGUGAUUGGAUGGAAAGUGAGAGCUGGGCGUGUCUUUCCCUGUCUUCGCUCCUCCCCUCUUCUGCCCCCUACCUCACACGGGUGGAGCUGAACCCGCUGCUAUCCUGGUCUGCCCACAUGACUACUCUGAGGGGGAGGAGUCAGCCUGCACUGCUUGUGGGCGUAGUGCAGGUCAGCUCCAGCAGGGCGACCCUGAGACUGGUGGACCAGACAGCAGCAGUGGACUGUGUGUGUGUGGAAGCCACCCAGGCAGGAGGCCAGCACACCGCCAUCAACACAGCCUGGAUAGGCUGUCUCGUGUGUGUGCGUCAGUGUACGUUAGUAAUGGAGAGGUUUCUGAAGACUGAUUUUCCCUCCUGGAAACAUCUGGACCAGCCUAAAUACAUCACACACAGACACUGCAGGGUUUAUAUCCAGGUGUGUGUGGAUGACCUGCACAUCCUGAGUCCGACAGCUGCUAUGACCGCUGUCCUCAGAGAGGGACAGAGAGGCGGGGAAGAUCGGAUGAAGGAAGGAGAGAGAUCUUGUCCUCCUCCGCCUGACAGAAGGCCUGCAGCACAGCAGCGGAGAGGAGGAGCAGAGGGAGGGAUGGAGAGAUCUGAGGGUUCUGAGAGGGAGGAGUGCUAUGUGCUCCCUCCUGUGAGGAGGAAGAGGAAGAGAGGGGUGGAGGAGACGAAUGAGAGGCAAGCCAGCCGACCCAGAGACCUCGGUCACCAUGGCAACGACCCAAGGGCAGCUGAGUCGUCGUCUGUGCCUUGUGACCCCUGCGUGUCAUUGCUGUUCCGUCUGGAUGCAAAACAUGGCGUGGCCUUCAGGAACGUCCAGACGUCCAGUGAAGCGCAAGGACUUACGCUGAGCUUUGUUGCCAAGGCAACAUGUCUGGGAAACGCACAGAGAUGGGACGGGGACCCCAGAAACAGGCGGGUGGAGGAGAGAGAGAUGGGUGGAGCAACAGAGAUAGAGUUGCAGUUUGUGGACUUGUGUGUCCGUUGGUUUCCUCUGCUGCAGUCUGGGUCAGUGUACAGACUCACCGCACUGCACACACAGGAUGUGAGUGUGUUGUCUGGCAGUAGUGUUCCUGUAAGGGGCGGAGUUACUCUCCUUAGUAGCCCCUCCCUCCUCAUGCAGCCUGAGUGGCGCAUACACAGUGUCACACCAUCAAUACCUACCGCACAGCCAGAGGUUGGGGGAGUGAUGUCUGUUUCCAGAGUUCUUUACUCCAGCUGUGCUUCUGAUAUUGUCUCCUUUUAUGGAGUUAUUUCAAAACGAAUCACACUGCAGGAAGAGAAGGGCAGAGAACCUGCUGUCCAAUCACUAAUUGAUAUAAAAGAUGCGAGUGUGGAGUUGGAUUUGCGCGUCCGUCUGACUGUGCAGGACGCUGAGGCUCCAGACCGGAGUGUGCAGGUCUAUCUGGAUCUGUCCCGCACACCCUACAUACCUGCUCUCCUCCCUGGGGCCACAGUACAGCUACUGCACUUCCAGCGCAGAGUGUCCGUUGUGCGUAAUGUAUACUGCUGGUCUCUGCCCAUAAGCUGUGUGACGGUCACAGGUCUGGGGUCUGUUAAGCCCCACCCUCCACCUCCCUUGGUUCAUCUGGGGGUGUGGACACUGGCCAAAGCAGAGCAGAGCAUUGUGGGUCAGAUCACUGUCCAUGUGGUGUGUGUCCUGUUUCUACGGCUGCAGUGGGUGUGUUCUUUUUGUGGGAGUGUCUUCAGACAGGCUACCUGCACUAGAUCCUGCCCUCCGUGUGACUCAACCAGUGCUGUUUUCCAGGCAGAAGCGAAAGUUGCUGUAGAAGAUGGUACCGGUGAGGCGCAGGUCUGGUUUUCCACGGAAACAGUUGCUAAGCUCCUUCUACUGGCAGUGCCUGAGUGGGAGGGGCUACAGCGUCACAUCAGGUCCAAAGGUCAUCUGAGAGUGUACGCGCGUGCUCGUAGCAUGGUGUGCGAUACGAACCCUGAUGAUCCUGUGGUACAGUACCUCUGCUGUCUCUGUUCAAGCAGCACUGUCUGUCGCCAGGUUACCCUCACCUGCAAACUACGUUCACACAAGCCAGAAAAAGCCCAGCUGAGGAACAUGUGCAGAGGAGACAGAGAGUUCAUCACUAAGUUUCCACACCCUCUACAGCUAAAAUGCACUGACCUACACACACACACACACUCUACACAGUGACACACCUUCUACAGCUUAAGUGCUCUGACUUACACACUACACACACAUACUCUAGGCUAGUGCACACACGCUCUGCUCCACACACACUAGAACACAUUGUCUCAUGGUGAGGAAUUGAGACGGAUCAAGAACGAACAUGCGUGAAAGAGUGAAUGUUGAUUAGAGUGACGCACGGUGGCAUAGAGAUGACUGUGAUUGUGUGUGAUGUAAACCUCUCUCAAGGACUGAAAAAUUGUCAUACCCUGCUUGUCUGAGUACUUGUAUAUUUGCACGUUGACUGUAAUUUCAUGUUUUUCUUGUAAUAAUGUUGAUUAUUUCUCGUUGUUUGCAUGAAUGCUAAGGUGCCAUUUUCAGUCGCAUUUUAGACCCCCUGAAAUGUGUUCAUGCUGCCAUAGUUCACUGCAGCCCACCUCCUGACCAAUCACAAACUGGGAAAAUACCCAAGGGGUGGGGUUAGUGUGUACAUGAGCAGUUAAUGGGUGGGGUUUGUUACAAGGGCAUAGAUAGAGGACAUGGUAGAUAGUCACAUGUUGAGUGCUGUUCCUGAGAAAGUGAGUACCCUUUUAACACCAUAACUGUCUAGUAACUAUUGACUUCUGUUUUAUUGCUUUCUAAGUGUUUUGAAAGUCUGACGUCUAGCUGCUAGGCACAGCUUGUGUGAGGCCAGAAUGAUUGUAAUUGACACGUUUGGGCUUGGGCUUUAAUGGGGGUAUUGGGGAGGGUGCCCUUUGGUUUGAGAACUUGGAUUUAAAGGUUGCUUUGUUUCAUUUUUGUGUUCUUCUCUUUUGUGUCUGUUUUCUUCAUAUUUGAUUUUUUAUUUAUGUAUUUUUAAAAAUGUUUUUAGUCUGCAUGAGUAUCGCAAAACAGUAUUUUUUUAAAUUGACUCAUUUAAUUCCAUUAAAACAGUGUCCAACAAUGAAAUCAAAAAUUAAAUUAAGGGAAUUCUUUAAAAUAA